ACCGUUACGUCUCCCUCCCUCUCCCUCUCCCCCUACCCCCGCUUCCUCCGAAUCCGAGAGGGAGGGAGCCCCGCGCGAAGAACACGCUCUCACACCGCUUCCAGAUCGAUAUUUCAAUUCCCUUCUCUUCCUUUCCGACGAACGAAAUCGAAGAAUAGAACUCGAAAAGAAAAAGAUCAAGAAUUCGAAGAGAGAAUGGGGGACUUCAAUCUGAUGCUGGCGGUGGUGGCGUUGGUGGUGCCGGUGCUGGUCAUUCUGGUGAGCGUCUACCUGCUGGUGAACUACCAGCACCCGGACGACGCCAACCAGGCCUACCUCCCCAAGGCGGUCGUCGUACUCGGCCUCUCCAUCGCCGCCCUCUCCAUCCUCAUGCUCCCCGCCGACGUCGCUAACCGCCAGGCCUGCAUCCACGCCGUCUACAGCGGCGCCUGCGACCUCACCCUCCCCAUGAAGCCCCUCUGGCUCUUCAUCUACGUCGCCGACGCCCUCCUCGUCUUCUUUGUCAUCCCCUUCGCCAUGUUCUACUACGAAGGCGACCUCGACAAGACCGUUGGAGAGAGGAUGAAGAGCGCGCUUAAAUGGGUCUUAUGUUCAUUCCUCGUCUGCGGGCUCGUUCUCCUCAUUUGUUAUGGACUACUAGGUAAAGUGGACUUCACGGUUAGGCACCUCUCUUCAUCCGUGAUUAACUUCCCUAGUACUUGGCCAGAAUUCACAAGCACUAAACCUUGUCUUGAUCAAACUGCUCAUGAGUGUGCUGCAUCCACAGCAAAUGCUUCCUCAGAAACAACUUGGACAAUGCACACUACGUUCCCAAUGUAUAUUGUCGCUCUGGCAACAAUUGCUGGAUCAGUCCUAUUCACAAUUUUUGGAGGUGUUGGGAUUGCCUGUCUUCCACUGAGUCUCAUAUUUUCAUAUAUACGACGUCCAAAGGCUGUCAUUACCCGCUCACAGUAUAUAAAGGAGGCAACCGAAUUGGGAAAGAAAGCUAGAGAAUUGAAGAAGGCAGCUGAUGUCCUUCGUCAGGAAGAGAAAAGUGGUUCAAAGGGGAAAAAAUGGCGCAAGAAUGUAAAGGCCGUUGAAAAGGAGUUACUUCUCCUGGAGGAAGAUGUGAAAGCUUUGGACGAGAUGUAUCCUCAAGGUGACCAGGCAGAGACUGCUUGGGCUUUAACCGUGCUUGGUUAUAUGGCAAAACUUGUAUUGGGUAUUCUAGGGUUGAUAGUUUCAGUGGCUUGGGUUGCACACAUUUUCAUUUAUUUACUUGCCAACCCUCCUCUUUCACCUUUCCUGAAUGAGUUCUUCAUCCAAUUAGAUGAUUUCUGGGGCUUGUUAGGUACUGCGGCAUUUGCAUUUUUCUGCUUCUACCUACUCCUUGCAGUGAUUGCUGGGGCCAUGAUGCUUGGUCUGAAAUUAGUUUUUAUAACCAUCCACCCAAUGAAGUGGGGUGGAACUCUAAUGAAUUCCUUUCUAUUCAAUGUGGCACUCAUUCUGCUUUCCUCCAUCAGUGUGAUUCAGUUCUGUGCAACAGCUUUUGGUUACUAUGCACAGGCAACUGCUGCUCAGGAGAUAUUUGGCCACACAUUGCAGUCUCUUCGUGGAAUCAGAUAUCUGUACAAAUAUAAUGUGUUUCAGUGGUUAUUUGUUCUUUUGGCAAUACUCACUUUCAUCUACUAUGCAGCAACCGGUUGGAAAAGGCAAAAGGCCAGUGCUCGGUUUCAGCUUUCGGAGUGACACUUGUGCUGGUGGAUGUUGAAAAUGCAAACCAGGGCUGUUGAAGAUUUCAAUUUGCAGAAUGUCUGGCAUCCUAGUGAGAGAUGUUGAUCUCGAUGUUGAUGCUGUUUUGUCUGCUUUGGGUUUUGAUUUCCUCAUCUUUGAAAUUCAAAUUAUGUAUUAAUAGCUGGCUAACCAUAUUGUGUAAAAUUGUGUCAUUUGAAUUGUGAGAGAGAGAGAGAGAGAGAGAAUAAUCUUUAUUUGCGAAAUCAAAUAUUUCUUACAUGUC
Molecule: messenger RNA, 1996 nt
Organism: Elaeis guineensis (African oil palm)
Lineage: Eukaryota; Viridiplantae; Streptophyta; Magnoliopsida; Arecales; Arecaceae
Product: LIMR family protein At3g08930
Source: RefSeq, a predicted model, not a curated record